CUUCUCUUCGCAUGACCGAUCUGUUCAAAACAUUUGUAAACGCGCCCACUAGAAUUUAUAGGUACACUGUUAACCGUUGGUAGAUGCAUUCAAAACACAUUUAAACAGUCUACACUGUUUAAAUCGAUUCGCUGACGUGAAACCGGAGUGGAUAUACUGAACGAGUUUACAUGGUUGUUAAGACAUUAUACACUUCCGUCCUAAUUUCAGUUACUACAUUUAUCAUGGACCGUAUAUAUAUGUUAUUUGUUGUACUGUCUUGCUUCCUGUCAGGCGUGAUUGGCGGGACAAUUUGUGACGAUACCUUCACCUAUUGCAGCGACGGGUGUUGCAGCGACUACACUUAUGGCUAUAAGCGAGAAAUUUGCUGCGACUUGGUUUUUGAGAGCUACAACAGCAUUGCUGUGAUUGUUGGAGCAACAAUUGGUGGUGUCAUAUUGCUUCUGGUAAUUGUAUCUGUAAUCGUCUGCGUUGUCUGCUGCGUGAAAAAGAAUCGGGCUCAGAAUGGUCACGUGAUGGCUGGGCAUCCCGCGGUUUAUGCCGGGGCGUAUCCUAUGCAAACUAUGAACAUGCAACCAGGAGUAAACCAGUGGCAACAGCAGCCAUCCACCAACAUACAACAGGGGUUUAACCAGUGGAAACAAAUACCUUCGUCUAACAUGCAACAAGGAGGCAACCAGUGGCAGCUGCCACAACCACCACCCUAUGAACCAACGGCGCCACCUGCUAUUCAACACUAGAACUGUUCAUGGUGGUGAUUGCAUGGACAAAAGCGGAUUGCGUGGUGUGACAGUACACAAGAGACGACGUCAGAAACCUUGUUUUCUAUGCUAUUUAGACAAUUUAUACAUUAAAAAAAAGAAUGGCAAGUUUAUAGGCAGUUAUCUUUGUCCUGUUAUCCAAUGCCUGUCCUUAGAAAUAGAUAGUAAACCUCCAGUUUAUAAGUAAAGAUAAACAUUUAUAAUAAAUUGAACUAUGAAGACCCAACAUGAUAUUUAAUGGGAAUCGCAUGUUUAUUUGUCUCCACAGAAUCAUAAUGUUAAGAGUUAUCGAUGUUGAGUUUGAAAACUGUUUUCUUCGUUAAAAAUAUAAUGGUGGUUUAAACCCAUACAUGUUUAACGAAUUUGACUUAAUGCGGCUAAUAAUAUUGAAACGUCCUUUGGAGCGUUUCACUUUGAAUUUUGAUAAUGUGUGCCAAAACAAGAUCUUACAUGUCAAUGAGCAACUCAUAUGUAAAUGUUAUUGUUAAUAAAUGUUUUCAUAUCGA
This is a messenger RNA of Dreissena polymorpha, 1267 nucleotides long. RefSeq lists its product as uncharacterized. Bases 171 to 740 code for a protein of 189 amino acids. The transcript is spliced from 4 exons. Lineage: Eukaryota; Metazoa; Mollusca; Bivalvia; Myida; Dreissenidae. The record is from RefSeq and is a predicted model, not a curated record.